This is a messenger RNA of Peromyscus californicus insignis, 3109 nucleotides long. Its product is annotated as cytochrome P450 4F4-like. Gene Ontology annotation, molecular function: iron ion binding; heme binding; oxidoreductase activity, acting on paired donors, with incorporation or reduction of molecular oxygen. The record is from RefSeq and is a predicted model, not a curated record. NCBI's taxonomy places the organism in Eukaryota, Metazoa, Chordata, Mammalia, Rodentia, Cricetidae. The transcript is spliced from 14 exons. Bases 1 to 1575 code for a protein of 524 amino acids.
AUGCGACAUCUGGACCUAUCCUGGCUGGGACUGGGGCCCAUGUCAGCCUCACCAUGGCUUCUCUUUGUCUUGGUUGGGGCUUCCUGGCUCUUGGCCCACUGCCUCAUCCAGAUCUUCACUUUGUAUGGAAAGUGUCAUCGUCUCCGUGGUUUCUCUCAGCCACCCAAGAGGAAUUGGUUUUGGGGUCACUUGGGCAUGUCCUCUCCCACGGAACAAGGCAUGAAAGAGAUGACUGAGCUGGUGGCCACCUACCCCCAGGGCUUCAUGACCUGGUUAGGUCCAGUGGUUCCCCUCAUCCAUUUGUGCCACCCUGACAUCAUCCGGUCUGUCCUCAGCGCCUCAGCUGCUGUUGCUCCAAAGGAUGCCAUCUUCUACAGCUUCCUGAAACCAUGGCUGGGGGAUGGGCUCUUGGUGAGUGCUGGUGACAAGUGGAGCCGCCACCGUCAUAUGCUGACACCCGCCUUCCAUUUCAACAUCCUGAAGCCGUAUGUGAAGGUUUUCAAUGACAGCACCAACAUCAUGCAUGCCAAGUGGUUGCACCUGGCCUCAGCGGGUAGCACUCGUCUGGACAUGUUUGAGAACAUCAGCCUCAUGACCUUGGACACUUUGCAGAAAUGUGUCUUCAGCUUCGACAGCAACUGUCAGGAGAAGCCCAGCAAGUAUAUCGCUGCCAUCUUGGAGCUCAGUGCCCUAGUUGUAAAAAGAAAUGAGCAGCUAUUUCUGCACAUGGACCUGCUCUACCGCCUCACACCUGAUGGCAUGCGCUUCUAUAAGGCCUGCCGCCUGGUACAUGACUUCACUGAUGCCAUCAUCCAGGAGCGACGUCGCACUCUGCCCAGUCAUAGUGGUGAUGAUGUCAUCAAGGCCAAGGCCAAGUCCAAGACUUUGGAUUUCAUUGAUGUGCUGCUGCUAAGCAAGGAUGAAGAUGGAAAGGAGUUGUCAGAUGAGGACAUCCGAGCUGAGGCUGACACCUUCAUGUUUAGGGGCCACGACACCACAGCCAGUGGGCUCUCCUGGAUCCUGUACAACCUAGCAAAGCACCCUGAAUACCAGGAGCGCUGCCGGCAGGAGGUGCGGGAGCUGCUGAGGGACCGAGAGUCUGAGGAGAUUGAAUGGGACGACCUGGCCCAGCUGCCCUUCCUGACCAUGUGCAUCAAGGAGAGUCUGCGGCUGCAUCCCCCGGUCACAAUGGUUUCCCGCUGCUGCACCCAGGACAUUUCCCUCCCAGAUGGCAGAGUCAUCCCUAAAGGCGUCAUCUGCAUCAUCAAUAUCUUUGGAACCCAUCACAACCCAACCGUGUGGCGGGACCCUGAGGUCUAUGACCCCUUCCGCUUUGAUCCAGAGAACAUCCAGGACAGGUCACCUCUGGCAUUUAUUCCCUUCUCGGCGGGACCCAGGAACUGCAUAGGACAGACUUUCGCCAUGAGCGAGAUGAAGGUGGCGCUGGCGCUCACCCUGCUGCGCUUCCGCAUCCUGCCGGACCACAAGGAGCCGCACCGGAAGCCGGAACUGAUCCUGCGCGCAGAGGGCGGGCUGUGGCUGCGGGUGGAGCCGCUGAGCACCGGUGCACAGUGACCCAUCCACUUUGCCCCGGACUUCCUAGUGAUGCUGCACUGUGCUGCCCUGGGUCGUUUUCAAACGGCCUGUCUUAAAGGAAACUUGGCCUCAGCCUUCCAGCCAUCUGAAACUGCAGUCUUUGGAACACCAUAUCGGGCUAGUUUUGGUUCUUCCGUAGUGUGUCUGAUCAUUGUGCUGUUGUGCCCAUUUUCACUCGUGAGAGGAACCCAAGGAGGUGAAGCUCCCCACCACGUCUGGGUGUUGACUGUCUCUGUGCCGACCUCUCUCCUCAGCUGCCUUUCUCUCCUGCCUCCUCGGCCCAUCUGACCUCCCCACUGCCUUACUGGUCUCCAAGAGUUCUCUUCCAAAGAGACACCUGACAGUUGAAACUUGUCCUUGACCUCUCACGUCAGGGUCUGCUUCUGCAGAACACAUAUUCGGUGGCCACCCAGCAACCCUCACAGGCAGACCCUCUCUAUGAGGUUCAGAGAGGCCAGCUUGUGUAUCCAAGAUCACACAGCUGGAGAAUGGAAAACUCCAGGGUUUUGGAGUUUCUAACCCAGAGCCACAGGCUCACACCUUUUGUAAAAGAUUAUCAAGGGCCAGGAAAUGUACAACGGAUGUUUACAAACAAGUAGUUCCCUGACAAAUGUGGCAAAGGGACCCAGACUGUGUCUUUAUUCUGUCACAAACAAUGACAAACAAGAGCUGCAUGCUGGCUAUGUAACAGGGAGUGUUGGUUUAGCCCAUGCUCGGUUUAACUUAAUAGUCACGAAACCUUGAUAUGCCCUUCAAUCUGUAUGUGAGAAAACAUCAAGAUGAAUGGAAGUGUCCAAGGCCAUAAGUCAUGCCAAUAAGAACAUGUGUGUUAGUCUGUUCAGAAGUCACAUGUGUGAGUCCUACCAUAUGCUAGGCAUGGCUUGAAACAGUGUUCUUCUCAAAAUUUAAAUGAAAGUGAUACAGAAGAGUGGAUAUUACAUAAGUGACCUCCAUCCUUCAUAUAAAAGAAAGAUUUUACUAGGAAAAACGAACUGAGGGGAAUAUGGCUAUUUGACACACUUACUUUGAGUAUAAUAAGAAUUCUCCAAAAUAUGGGAAUGAUUAAAACAUAAUAAUAUGGUGAAAUGAGAUGAUAAUAAUGAUAAUAAAAUAAAACCAAGAGUUCUGUAAAGAAAUGGAUUGUUAUGUCCCAUUUCAAUGUGAGGUGUGCUGAGAGGUGUGCGUUAGGUCUCCUUCCCCCAGUUGGCAUCUGGUGCCCCCUUGCCUCAGAACUCUAGUUAGAAAAAUUCUGUGUGAUGGAGCCUAGGAUGGGGAAAGAGGUUCAUUGGAGGAGGUUUUGUGUCUUAGGGCAAUGAGAUAGGAAAUGAGAGAGGGGUACAAGUUCCAGACUAUAGAAAAAAAAAAGAACAGGAAUUUCUUGUGAUCAGAAGGUUUUAAAAACUGCAGGCUUGGCUGAAGAGAUGGCUCAGAGGUUGAGAGCAUUUGCUGCUCUUGCAGAGAUUCUAUUCCAAGCAUCCACAUGGUGGCUCACAGCCAUCUGUAACUCCAAUUC